Mesorhabditis belari is the source of this 1998-nucleotide messenger RNA. NCBI's taxonomy places the organism in Eukaryota, Metazoa, Nematoda, Chromadorea, Rhabditida, Rhabditidae. The record is from the annotation of a GenBank genome assembly.
AUGAAGAUCCUAAUAUUUCUGCUAUUACUCGUAUUUUCUAAUGCCUACAAAAUCCUUGUCUUCUCGCCGACGAUCUCCCGAUCGCAUAUGAUUUCGAAUGGGCGAAUCGCUGAUGAAUUGGCAAAAGCCGGGCAUAAUGUUACCCUAUUCGAGCCGGAUUUUCUCUCGAUUUGGCACAAGGUAAAGAAUGCGAAACUCGCAAAAAGGUUGCCUGUCUUUGGGUUCAGUGAUGCCCUUUGGAAAGCGAUCUCCAUGUUCAGUUCGACGUUUAGUGAGGAUUCGAUUGUUACGAGCACUCAAAACAUGAUCGAAUACUCGAAAGCUUUCAAUAAACAAUGUGGAGAGCUUUUGGAUAAAACGGAUAUUUUGGAGGAGCUGAAAGGCGAGAAAUUCGACGCAUUUUUCGGGGAACAAUUGAACGGAUGCGGGCAUGGUUUAGCCGAGGUUCUUGGGAUAAAGAGAAAAUUCUGGGUGUCAAGUUGCCCGAUGAUGGAUCACAUGUCUUGGAUUCUCGGCGUCCCGCAUCCACUCAGCUAUGUUCCAUCGGUGGGCAAUGUCGAUAUCGGGAAUCGGCCGAAUUUCUGGGAGCGAACACAGAACAUCGCUGAAUACUUCGCAAACGUGGUCGCAUUUGGGCAUUACGGACAUUUCGAUCCACUGGAUGAGGAAUUUCAAAAGCGAUACGGUUCCGAUUUCCCGUCGGUUCAAUCACUAAUCCGGGAAAGUGAUGUAAUUUUUGUGGCCACUGAUGAAUUGAUUGAUUUCCCGCGCCCCCUCCAUCCAAAUAUUGUUCAUAUUGGAGGGUUGGGUAUUGAGGAGAAAGAGAAGAAAUUGGAUGAGAUCUUCAGCAAAGAGCUGUCCAAAGGUGCGAAGGGAGUCGUUUUCUUCUCAUUCGGCUCAAACGUGAACACCACUCAGUUGCCGAGUGAAGUCCUUCCAACAAUCAUCGCCACAUUUAAACGCUUUCCUGAAUACCAUUUCAUUGCAAAGAUUGAUAAAUAUGAUACGGUAGGACACAAAGCAGCUGAAGGCCUCUCGAACGUUUUCAUCACCGAAUGGGCUCCACAAACGGCUGUGUUGGAACACCCGAGGCUUAAAUGCAUGAUCGCCCACGGUGGUUACAACUCUCUGAUGGAAGCAGCGAGAGCCGGGAAACCAGUGAUGAUCAUCCCAUUCUUUAUCGAUCAAUUUCGCAAUGGUCAAGUGCUCAAGAAGAACGGUUGGGGUUUAUCGGUGCAUCGGAAAGAUCUCUUGAAAGGAGGAGUGGAAUUCGAGGCAACUUUAAAGCAAUUGCUCACAGAUCAGAAGUACACUGACGGAGCGCUGAGAAUUCGAGAGCUCAUCAAGCGAAAGCCCUUUUCACCCGAAGAGCGCUUGAUCAAAUGGACUGAGUUCGCGAUCUCUUCUGGUGGACUCCCCGAAUUACAGACUCCAGCUGGGGAACUAUCAACAAUUAUGAUUCGAAGCUGUUUAUUAUUUUUGUUGUUAACGAUUUGUUGCUCGGCGCUUUUCUUCGGUGGUGGAUGCUGUGGCGGUGGUGGAGGGGGAUGUUGUGGUGGAAGAAAGAAACGCUCAGCCGAUGUGCAAUGGGCAGGAGUGAGCGGUGAAGACCACGAUUCUCUCUGCAAUUCGGCUCAUCUCCGUAAUCUCAUCAACGAGACAAUUUCCACCACUCCAGAAGCAUCAAAAAUGGCUUUAAUGACACGCUUGGCAGCUGAAGGAGAAAAUUCAGCGGUAGUUCUCUGCUCGGUUUCCCCGUUCUCCUAUGCUCUGCCUCUACACGCCGAAUAUUGUUCUUUAGCUAAUCCUCAAAAUACAUGUUAUGACAUCACUUUCUGUGGGCAGAGUUUGGCUCGUGAAAUUGUGAAGAGUGCAACAUUUGCACCCAUUCUCAUUUCAAACUUGGAAAUAGCAUUCCAGGUUGCCUCACGACGUGGAUCACGUGUUCAGGCGGUGGGGCGUCACGCGUACUUGAACUGUGGAAAGGGCACACAAUAU